AGUGAUAGUUCACUGGGACUGCAACUAUUUUGUUGUUAUGGCGUCUCAUUCGAGCCGAUCAAGUUCUGGAUGGCCAAAAUCCAAUAGUCAAACUAAUCAAUAUUCUGGGAAAUACAUGUCGGGCAAUAAUACGGCAUUAAGCGCAACUUUGAAUAGAUCCAUUAGCUUAUAUCCCUUGACUAACUAUACAUUUGGCACAAAAGAGCCUCUUUAUGAACGUGACAGCUCUGUACCUGCUCGUUUCCAGCGCAUGCGGGAAGAGUUUGAAAAAAUUGGUAUGCGCAGAUCAGCAGAAGGGGUUUUAUUAGUACAUGAACAUGGGUUGCCACAUGUUCUUCUCUUGCAGUUGGGUACAACUUUCUUCAAACUCCCUGGUGGUGAGUUGGAAGCCGGGGAAGAUGAAUUGGAAGGACUCAAACGACUCAUGACCGAGACCUUGGGACGCCAGGAUGGUGUCACCCAAGAAUGGGUUAUUGAGGACACUGUGGGUAACUGGUGGAGACCAAAUUUUGAACCUCCUCAAUAUCCUUAUGUUCCACCUCAUAUUACAAAACCAAAGGAGCAUAAAAAGCUUUACUUGGUGCAACUGCCAGAGAAAGCUCUCUUUGCUGUACCCAAGAACUACAAACUUGUAGCCGCUCCUCUAUUUGAACUUUACGAUAAUGCUCAGGGUUAUGGUCCAAUCAUUUCCAGUUUGCCACAGGCUCUUAGUAGGUUCAACUUCGUGUUUGUAACAUGAUGUGGUUUUUAAACAUUGAUGACUUCCUUUCCUUGUACAUAAUUUUUCAAUAAAUGUCUCCUGCUCAGUGUGAA
Argiope bruennichi is the source of this 813-nucleotide messenger RNA. It is a transcript of the gene Cpsf5, whose product is annotated as cleavage and polyadenylation specificity factor subunit 5-like. The transcript is spliced from 6 exons. Gene Ontology annotation, molecular function: mRNA binding. Gene Ontology annotation, cellular component: mRNA cleavage factor complex. Bases 38 to 739 code for a protein of 233 amino acids. Lineage: Eukaryota; Metazoa; Arthropoda; Arachnida; Araneae; Araneidae. The record is from RefSeq and is a predicted model, not a curated record.